AUAAAGAGACGAAAAUUUUAAAACUUCUGUCUAAAUGUCUCUCUCUUUUUAAGUUGUCGUCUUCCCGCAUAUGAUUCUUCCUCCUCCUCGAGAUGACAAGACUAGAGAAAGAGAUUCUAUCAGACCGAUCAUAACUGCUGUUUUUCUGGGCUUUUCCGUCAGGUUUCGUCGCUGAAAGUGAAAAAGCUCCAUUGCUUUUGGUUUCAUUUCAUGGUUUCCGCGGGAAAAGUUCGCCUUCCCUUUUGACGCAAAAGACGAGAAAGAAGUUGAGGAAACAUGAAUACAACAACUUCGUCACAUUUUGUUCCACCGACAAGGUUUGAAAUCUACGACCCUCUCAACCAAAUAAGUACUAUGUGGGAAGAAAGCUUCAAGAACAAUGGAGGAGGCUUCUAUACUCCCAACUCUAUCAUCAUCCCCACAAACCAAAAACCAUACAGCUUGAGUGAGGAUGGAACAGAAGGAACUCCUCACAAGUUUGACCAAGAGGCUUCCACAUCUAGACAUCCUGAUAAGACACAGAGACGGCUUGCACAGAAUCGUGAGGCAGCUAAGAAAAGUCGUCUUCGCAAGAAAGCUUAUGUUCAGCAGCUAGAGACAAGCCGGUUGAAGCUAAUUCGCUUAGAGCAAGAACUUGAUCGUGCUAGACAACAGGGUUUCUAUGCGAGUAAACGUGUAGAUACUAAUGCCCUUAGUUUCUCAGAUAACAUGUGCUCAGGUAUAGUUGCAUUUGAGAUGGAGUAUGGACACUGGGUGGAAGAACAGAACAUGCAGAUACACGAGCUAAGAACUGUUCUAAACGGACAAGUCAGCGAUGUUGAGAUUCGUUUGCUAGUUGACAAUGCCAUGAAACAUUACUUUCAACUCUUCCUAAUGAAGUCAGCCGCUGCAAAACUAGAUGUCUUCUACAUCAUGUCUGGAAUGUGGAAAACUUCAGCAGAGCGGUUUUUCUUGUGGAUAGGCGGGUUUAGACCCUCUGAGCUUCUCAAGGUUCUGGUACCGCAUUUUGAUCCUAUGAUGGAUCAACAAGUGUUGGAUGUAUGUAACUUGAGGCAAUCAUGUCAACAAGCUGAAGAUGCAGUAUCUCAAGGUAUGGAGAAACUGCAACAUACAUUAGCAGAGAGUGUAGCAGCUGGGGAACUCGGUGAAGGAAGUUAUGUUCCUCAAAUAACUUCUGCUAUGGAGAGACUGGAGGCUUUGGUCAGCUUUGUUGAUCAGGCUGAUCAUCUGAGACAUGAGACAUUGCAACAGAUGCAUCGGAUCUUAACCACGAGACAAGCGGCCAGAGGAUUGUUAGCAUUAGGUGAAUAUUUCCAACGGCUUAGAGCUUUAAGCUCGAGUUGGGAAACUCGGCAACGUGAACCAACUUAAGCAAGGAGAUUAAAUUUCAAGAACAAGAACAUAAGCUUGUGUUUGAUGAUAGUAUAAUAAUUAUUCUUCUCUUGCGGCUUUGAGGAAAGUUGUUAAUAUGAUCAGCAACGUAAAGCUUGUGGCUUUAGAAACCCAAGCUGUAAAUAUGUAGAUCAUGUAUGAUUUGCUUGUGGUAAUAUCCCCUAUAUAUUAAUUAUAUUAAUUGAGGAACAUUUGAAAAGAUGUAACUUCAA
Molecule: messenger RNA, 1604 nt
Organism: Brassica oleracea var. oleracea
Lineage: Eukaryota; Viridiplantae; Streptophyta; Magnoliopsida; Brassicales; Brassicaceae
Product: transcription factor TGA4
Exons: 9
Coding region: 277-1371 (364 amino acids)
Biological process (GO): regulation of DNA-templated transcription; DNA-templated transcription
Molecular function (GO): DNA-binding transcription factor activity; sequence-specific DNA binding
Source: RefSeq, a predicted model, not a curated record